AUGCCAGUAUCGACCAAAUGGACGUUGUCGGGGUUGUUGGUGUGGUGUGCCGUGUUGGCAGGAAUGUAUCUGUGGUGGUUGGUUCAAGACACCGAAGCCAUCACCAAACACGAGUUUGACGCCGCCAGACGGGUCGCCGGUACUCGUGAUGGCCUAUUGGGGUUGUUGGUGGCCAAUGACCUGACUGCACCCAACAUUAUUGUCCAUCCGUAUCCCCAGAUUUUCGUCAACCACUCGUCGUCGGCAGUGUUAAGCCAGAACUUAAAUUCUCGAUGCAAUCUAUACUUUUCCCGUUGGCGCCAACCACCGAUGACCAGUGACGAAGCGUGGGUAUUUGAUUCGUUUUCAGACUUUAAGCGUAACGAAAGGGUGAAACAAUUGUAUCCUCACGCCGACGCCGAUGAUUCAAACUAUGCUUACCUCGACUUUGCUCAAAGGCUUUAUGGUGAUGCCAUCAAAGAUCGUCAACUUCAGGAAGAGUCAUUGGCGGAGCUGUUGAGUAGCAUCCGUGUAUACCACCAAUGUUAUUUGCGACAAAAUGGGCACUUCCUCCACCGCCAACAACGGCGAAUUGCCAAGAUCAAAGACCGUAUUGACCUUGGCACCGAUGAUAUGCCCAAGUAUUCCCAAUUAAAGUUGGAGCUGGCGAUAUUCCCGUGGCUCACCGGGGUUAUUCCUCAGUCAGCUAAUGCGAAGGUGAUACCCUCAAAUUCGAGAAUGCGUGUGGAUAAACCCGACCUGAAGUUAGCUCAAGUCAUGGGUCUGUGGUCAGGUAAAGGCAUUGUUAUAUUGGAUGAUGACAAAACUGACGCCCUCAUCUCUCAUAUUCGACAACUGUUUGACCUUCCCAUUCAGGUGAUCACCACCGGUAAAAACGCGAACGCGUAUGGGCCCACCAUCGAGACCAUCUAUGUUGGCGAUAGCUACCAAGAUUUGGAACUACUGCCGCUGGUAGCAGCGUUUUUCUCUACUUUCGCUCAAGUAACGUUGAUUACCUCCUCUGAUGUUUCGAUUGACGCCCUCUCUGACUUCCACCUUGAAGGUGAGGUAGAGGCUGCGACUAUAGGUAGACUUUGGAGUCAAUUACGCCCUUCUCGUUACGAUGAGGUGAUAUUUGGUUUAGAAGCUCGUGCCCUUCCGUUGGCUAAGACUCAGCUGCUGGUCAUACACAUCGACAAACACAAGUACUUGGAGGUGUUGCUACUUCUGAUUGAACUUCAACGACAACCCGCUACGCGGCUGCUUGUUGCUGGAAACGAAAUGUGGUGGGGCCAUCUUGUUAGCAGUGUAUAA
Diutina rugosa is the source of this 1293-nucleotide messenger RNA. It is a transcript of the gene MNN14, whose product is annotated as Mnn14p. NCBI's taxonomy places the organism in Eukaryota, Fungi, Ascomycota, Pichiomycetes, Serinales, Debaryomycetaceae. The record is from RefSeq and is a predicted model, not a curated record. The transcript has a single exon. Bases 1 to 1293 code for a protein of 430 amino acids.